This is a messenger RNA of Zootoca vivipara (common lizard), 1436 nucleotides long. The record is from RefSeq and is a predicted model, not a curated record. Lineage: Eukaryota; Metazoa; Chordata; Lepidosauria; Squamata; Lacertidae.
CACAGAGAAAGGAUGCCUAGAGGAGCUAAGCAUAGAGCAUGGAACGGAAGACGGCUUCUGACGGUGGCGGCCAGAAGCGGAAGGGCCCUUCCGGAAAUGAUGUAGGAAGCAGCUGGUAGGAGGGCGCUUGGCAGUGACAGGAUGCCACGAUGGAGGGUGUGGUUCUCCCUGACAGCAUCCUUUUUGAGAUAUUCCUGUACUUGGACUACUCAGACGUCCUCUCAGCGGGGCUCGUGUGCCAGCAGUGGCAUGCAGUGGCUCAGGACGAAGUCCUCUGGAAGGACCUUUUCUACAGAUACUAUCCAGUAGCCCGGGACGUCCCACGACACCCAGCUGCCACUUCCUGGUAUGGCGAGUUCCAGCGGCUGUCCGAUACCAUCCCCUGCGUGGAAGUUCAGACGUUGGCAGAGCACAGCGACCAAGUCCUCCACCUCAGCUUCUCCCACAAUGGCUACCUGCUGGCCUCCUGCUCCAAGGACUGUACUGUUAAGAUCUGGAACAAUGGCCUCCCUCUCUCCCUGCUCCACAGCACCAGCAUGAAGAAGUACAACUGGAAGUACACCCAGUUCUCCCAGUUCAACGCAGACGAUUCCCUCCUCCUUGUCUCCGGGGUCUUCAUGGGGCCCCGCACUACUUCCUCAGGCGAGAUCGCUGUCAUCGACCUGGAAAACUUUGCCCUCCUGUCCCGGGUUUGCAACAAGCCCUAUGACGUGUUUGGCUGCUGGCUGAACGAGACCCACCUGAUCUCUGGGAAUCUACACCGUAUGGGGAACUACACCUCCUGCUCUGUGCUGUGGCUGAACAACGCCUUCCAGGUGGGCGUGGGGGGGGGUGCUGCCCGCUAGGGCUGGGCAAGAUAUCGUCCAAAACAUCCAUAUUGUGAUAUCGGUUUCAUGAUUUCUGACGUGGCAAUAUAGAUUGCCAGUCAUGGUGUGUGUUUGUGUGUGUGCGCGCGCAAAAAAACACAAUGUGGGGAAAACUGUGAAGCCAGCCAAUGCCUCUCUGUAGCUCCACCCUUAUUUCAGGCAUCGUGAUAUAUCGGUGUAUUGAAAUGAUUAGCUGGUGAUCCAUCGCAAUGUAGAAAACCAAAUAGUGCCCAGCUGUACUGCCCGGGUGCCAGGGACUGUUGGCUUUUGCAGGGAAAGGGAACCAGCUUCCUCACCAGCCCUCUGUACAGUAGUGGGAAUCCGAGUGUAUGCUUUGAUAGGCAGCAGAGAGAUGCAAAAAUGAGUGCAGGCAAUAUGAAGUGUGUUGGGGCAGGGAAAAUUCAGCCUUGAGCAGGCCUGAUGGAGAGGAGGGGCCCUGUUUUUCUUGCCGAAUCAGGCACCCAGCUCUGAGAGCAUGACUUACGGUAAUUUCUAUGUACAGUGGUGCCUCGCUAGACGAAAUUAAUUCGUUCCACGGGUCUUUUCUUAUAGCGAAAAAUUCAUCUAGCG